AUGGCUUGGUGCAACGGUGGGUCAGAGGGGCACGACUAUGUCCCCGUGGCUGACUUUUACGCGGACAAAUCCAUCUUCGUCACUGGUGGCACGGGGUUCAUGGGAAAGGUGCUAGUCGAGAAAUUAUUAAGGAGUUGUCCGAAAAUCAAGAAGAUUUAUCUAUUAAUGCGACCGAAGCGAGGGCAAGAUGUUGCGUCCCGACUCACAGAGCUGACUCAAUCACCGCUCUUCGAAACUUUGCGGAAAGACAGACCCCAGGAGUUGAACAAGAUCGUGCCAAUAGUUGGUGACAUCACGGAACCUGAGUUGGGUAUCAGUCCUGCGGACCAGGCAAUGCUAUGUCAAAAGGUGUCAGUAGUGUUCCACUCGGCGGCGACGGUGAAGUUCGACGAGAAGCUCAAACUGUCAGUCACCAUCAACAUGUUGGGGACGCAGCAAUUGGUUCAAUUGUGCCAUCGCAUGCUCGGGUUGGAGGCUUUAGUUCACGUAUCAACUGCAUACUGCAACUGCGAGAGGGAGAGGGUAGAGGAGACGGUGUACGCCCCUCCAGCGCACCCUGAACACGUGGUGACUCUGGUGCAGACCCUGCCCCAAGAGCUGGUGGACAGGAUCACACCGGAUCUAGUCGGCGACAGACCAAACACGUAUACCUUCACAAAGGCGUUGGCUGAGGACAUGCUCAUAAAAGAAUGCGGUAACCUGCCUGUAGCGAUUGUGAGACCUUCCAUAGUACUCUCCUCGUUACGCGAGCCAGUAAAGGGCUGGGUGGACAACUGGAACGGUCCGAACGGAAUCAUCGCAGCCGUCGGCAAGGGUAUAUUCCGCACCAUGCUCGGCACCGGGUCCAGGGUCGCUGACCUCGUGCCCGUCGACACGGUCAUCAACCUCAUGAUCGUCUCUGCCUGGAGGACUCAUGCUACACGAGGGGAAGGGGUGGUGGUAUACAACUGCUGUACGGGACAACAGAACCCCAUCACGUGGCAGCGGUUCGUGAAGACCAGCUUCAAAUAUAUGCGGAAACAUCCGUUCAAUGAAGUCCUCUGGUACCCCGGCGGCGACAUCACCAGUAACCGCUUGAAGCACGCCGCCCUCUCUCUGGCGCAGCAUCGAGCACCCGCCCUCAUAAUGGAUCUAGUAGCUCGUGCUUCAGGGAAUAAACCCGUAAUGAUGCGUGUCCAAAACAAAUUGGAGAAAGCGGCUGCCUGCUUGGAAUACUUUACGACACGCCAAUGGUCCUUCGCUGACGACAACGUACAAGCUCUCUGCUCUGCCCUUUCACCAGAAGACAGGAGAAUAUUCGACUUCAACGUUAGAAAUAUAGACUGGGAUGCGUAUAUUGAGUCUUAUGUCUUGGGAAUAAGGCGGUUCCUGUUCAAAGAGAGUCCUGACACGCUACCCAAAUCCAGGGCGUUGAUACGAAGAUUACACAUAGUUCACAUCCUAACACAAGUGGCGACGGUCAUAUUCCUAUGGAGAUUUUUAUUUUCCCGUUCAGCCGCGUUGCGCAACAUUUGGCGUUAUAUACUCGAUUUAUUAACAAGAGCCGCACGCCUGCUUGCCAUAGCCUGA
Chilo suppressalis (striped riceborer) is the source of this 1569-nucleotide messenger RNA. The record is from the annotation of a GenBank genome assembly. NCBI's taxonomy places the organism in Eukaryota, Metazoa, Arthropoda, Insecta, Lepidoptera, Crambidae.